ACGCUGCAGAGGGACCAAACCCUAAUCCAGGGCGACGCUUGAAGAGAGAGGCGGCGUCCUCGAUGAAGCUCUUUCGCGAGGACCUCGAUUGCUGCUUAGGCCGCGUAAUCCGCCAUCGCCUCGCUUGUGAAGGCGCUCAGCUUUAACCAUGAAGCUCAAUAUCGCUAAUCCCACCACAGGGUGCCAGAAGAAGGUCGAGAUCGAUGACGACGCUAAGCUGCGUCAGUUCUAUGACAAGCGGCUCGCUCAAGAGGUCAGCGGUGACCAGCUCGGAGAUGAGUUUAAGGGAUAUGUCUUCAAGAUUAUGGGAGGAUGCGAUAAGCAGGGUUUUCCCAUGAAGCAGGGUGUGUUGACUCAAGGACGCGUACAGCUCCUAAUGCACCGAGGUGUCUCUUGCUUCCGAGGAUACGGGAGGCGCAACGGCGAGCGUAGGCGAAAGUCCGUUAGAGGGUGCAUUGUGAGUCCCGACCUCUCAGUGCUGAACCUCGUUAUUGUCAAGCAAGGUGAUAAUGACCUUCCUGGGCUUACCGACAUUGAGAAGCCAAGAAUGAGGGGUCCCAAAAGGGCUACCAAGAUUCGAAAAUUGUUCAACCUUACCAAGGAGGAUGAUGUGCGAAAAUACGUGAACACCUACCGCCGCUCGUUUGUAUCUGCUACAGGAAAGAAGCGCAGCAAAGCUCCCAAAAUUCAGAGGCUUGUGACUCCUCUUACUUUGCAGCGGAAGCGCCGAAGAAUUGCUAUCAAGAAGGAAAGAGUUGCAAAAUCGAAGGCCGAAGCUGCCGAGUACCAGAAGCUGUUGGCACUCCGACUUAAGGAACAGCGAGAGCACCGAAGCGAGAGUUUGGCAAAGAAGCGGGCAUCACGUGCCUCUAUUGCCAAGCCCGAAAGCAGUGCUUAAAUUCUCAUGGAUUUUUCUGAAGUAGUUCUUCUGUUCUAGUAAUGCGGGUUCAUAACGUUGUUGACGGCUUCUUUGUACUUCAUCUGAUUUAAUGGAUUUAUUUGUGCCAUUCAAAUCCUUUUA
Molecule: messenger RNA, 1021 nt
Organism: Physcomitrium patens
Lineage: Eukaryota; Viridiplantae; Streptophyta; Bryopsida; Funariales; Funariaceae
Product: small ribosomal subunit protein eS6
Biological process (GO): translation
Cellular component (GO): ribosome
Molecular function (GO): structural constituent of ribosome
Source: RefSeq, a predicted model, not a curated record